This is a messenger RNA of Aspergillus mulundensis, 1839 nucleotides long. Its product is annotated as fungal specific transcription factor domain-containing protein. Gene Ontology annotation, molecular function: DNA binding; zinc ion binding. The record is from RefSeq and is a predicted model, not a curated record. Gene Ontology annotation, cellular component: nucleus. The transcript has 3 exons. Gene Ontology annotation, biological process: DNA-templated transcription. Bases 1 to 1839 code for a protein of 612 amino acids. Lineage: Eukaryota; Fungi; Ascomycota; Eurotiomycetes; Eurotiales; Aspergillaceae.
AUGUCGGGCUUUGAGAGCCACAACGCAACGACGGGCAGAAGCAACGCAUCAACAGGUGGAGGCAAUGCUUCGACAGGCGGAGGCAAUGCUUCGAUAGGCGGAGGCAAUGCUUCGAUAGGCGGAGGCAAUGCUUCGAUUGGCGGCAAUGAAUUGACACGCGGAGACAAUGCAUUGACAGGCGGCAAUGCUUCGACAGGCGGAGGCAAUGCAUCAACAGGCGGCGGCAACGCAGCAAUGAGUACUCUCAUCCCAAGCGCCGUGGGUGCUGCUUCUAGCAUCGCAACAUGGCCAUUGGGCAAAGCAACAGCAAGGCGCUACCUUGAUGCCUACUUCGAAUCAGCAAACAAAACACUUUCUGCCUUCCUUCACAAGCCCAGCAUUCUGGCUGAGUGGAGCAGCGACGCCCUCGAUCCGCAUCUACUGAAAUGCAUCGUGGCGUUUGGUUUGUUUAUGAGUGACGGCCAUCGCGCAACGGCUCGGGCUUGGAUGCAGGAUGUGCAGAAUUACGCCUUCGGGAGGAUAGGCAGACAGUCGGUGUCGCAUUUGAGAAUCCUAGUGAUCUUGCUGCGAUUUCGCUUCCAUGCGGGUGACUUCUCAGAUGCUUGGAGCAUUUUGGCUAUCGCUGCUCGCUCGGCUUUCACUAUGCGACUCAACUAUGAGCAAAAUGGAUUGGAUCCGCUUCUCCAGGAGUCCAAUCGGCGGUUGGUCUGGGCAAUCUACCAACUCGAUUGUCUGUAUUCUGGCGGGAUGGAAGACCUGACUGUCUGUCCUGUGGAGAGAAUGCAUAUCCGCUUACCGUGCGACGAGCGGGGUUUUGAGAUGGGGUCUCUAUCAAAGGCUGGGUAUCUCAAUGAUGUUGGCUUUGAACCUGGCGCGAACAUGGACGCCCAUGCAUUUAAGCUCAGGCUUCUCGCCAUUAGGGAUAGAAUUUUAAGAUAUACCAAAGACGUCCGACGAAAGGGCAAUAGCCCAGUUGAGAGCCGUGCCGCAAUGGAGGCUCUUCAGGUCGAGCUCAACACGUUUGAGCGAAACCUCCCAGUGGAACUCAAGCUCACUCCGCAGAGACUCGUUGUCAUGGGCCACUCUCGGCAGGCUGGAACCUACGCCGGGCUCCACGCGCUUUGGAUGAUGUGUCACUGUGAUCUCUAUCGCUUCUGUGUUCCCGGAAUCCGGGAGUCGGUUUCGAAAGAUGCCUUGGCUCAGACGCCUUCGAACUUUAUAGGGUACUGUCAACAAGCUUGCUUGAAUACGGCGGUUCGGCUAUGCAGCCUGUGGUCUGACUUGUAUCAUCUUGGGUCCAGCGAGUAUUUUGGCGACGAGUUCCUGGCGGUGUCAAUCUAUCAAGUAGCACAGAUCCUGCAUCACCUCCCUCACCUCAUGCCGGGUCACGGGGAAAACAGCGUCGCGUCCUUGAAGGAGAAGCUCACCGAAGCAUUGCAGCUUGCUGCACCGCUGAAACGGGUAUACGCCAGUGUGGGGAAAUGCCUUGUGGACAGUGAACAGCUGGUCAGCGCACUCGGGCAAGGACCUGUUGCCAGGGCUUCUCCGGAUGUCACUGCCACAGCGGGCAUGUAUACUGCGCGAGAACAUCUCGCUUCAAAACACUCGGUGUUGCCGCAUUUGUACAUGGAUCAGGAUCCCGUCGAAGAUGGUGCAAGUUCUCAAGCGGCUUCUCAGCGGCAUGGAAGGGGAGAGGCGACUCAUUCCGGCUUGAGUCUGGGUACCUUGAAUCAGGAGCAGGAGACUGAGUCUGGGCUUUCUGAGAUGUUCCUCUUUGACCCGUUCAACAUGCGGCUGAACGGGUAUUAUGAUCCUAACCUUGCUUUACCGUUGAUUUAA